Molecule: messenger RNA, 753 nt
Organism: Arabis nemorensis
Lineage: Eukaryota; Viridiplantae; Streptophyta; Magnoliopsida; Brassicales; Brassicaceae
Source: the annotation of a GenBank genome assembly
AUGAAGUACCAAGCUCCCGGUUUACUCGCUUUCGGGUUCUUACAAAAGAUUCUAAGCUUUUGCCAAACACAGUCCAUCAUUACUCCGCUAGUCAUCUUCUCGUUCGUUCCCUUGGUGAUUAAUAUCGGUCUCGCAUAUGUUCUGGUUUACGUCGCUGGUCUUGGAUUCAUUGGUGCUCCAAUAGCUACAUCUAUUUCAAUGUGGAUAGCUUGCGUCAACACGGAAACGAUUAGCUACAUGUUAACAUACGGCCUUAGCGCAGUUGCAAGUACGCGUGUGUCCAAUGAACUCGGAGCAGGAAAUGUAAAGGGUGCAAAGAAGGCGACUUCUGUAACGGUUAAGUUGUCUUUAGUUCUUGCUCUCGUCGUAGUACUUGCUUUACUUGUAGGUCAUGAUGGGUGGGUUGGGUUAUUCAGCAAUAGCCUUGUGAUCAAAGAAGAGUUUGCAUCCUUGAGGUUUCUUCUUGCGGCCUCUAUAACUCUUGAUUCGAUCCAAGGCGUUUUUUCAGGAGUUGCAAGAGGAUGCGGAUGGCAGCUCUUAGUCACGGCUAUAAAUUUGGGAACAUUUUACUUUAUUGGAAUGCCAAUUGCAGCUAUUUUUGGUUUCAAAUUGAAGUUUUGUGCCAAGGGCUUGUGGAUUGGUUUGAUAUGUGGGCUAUUUUGUCAAAUCCUCAUCUCUCUUGCUUAUGACAAUUUUCCGGAAGUGGACAAAGCUGAAUGUUUCAGUUUGAAACUAGUUUCAGUUGGAACUUAG